GGACAGGGAAGCCCCUCCUUGUGCCACCACCCCCCUUGGGGACACGGCUGUGACCGGGGCUUUGUCACCCGCAGGCGGCAAGGCCAAGGGGACAGGAGUGCGCUUCGCCCCCGAGGGGACCCGGGGCCACCCCCGGGAGGGGACACAGGGCCACCCCCAGGAGGGGACCCACGGCCACGUCCACUUCCAGGAGCAGCUGCACGACUCGGCCGUGAUGGUGACACAGGACAAGGACGGCCACUUCCUGGUCAAGGUUGGGUUCCUGAAGAUCCUACACAAGUACGAGAUCACCUUCGUGCUGCCCCCCGUGUCCCGGCUGGGCAAGGACGUGUGUCCCCUCCCUGUCCCCAACCCCAACCUGCGCGUCACCAACGUCACCUCCCUGCCCGAAGGUCCCCCGCUGUCCCCAGACCGCCACCACGGCACGCCGAUGCUCCUGGACGGGGUGCGCUGCGUGGGAGCCGAGCUGGAAUACGACUCGGAGCAGAGCGACUGGCACGGCUUCGACUGACCCCAAACCCCGCCCCGGGGGUCCCCAAGGUCCCCACCGGGGUCCCCAAAGCACGGGACGGUCCCCAAAGUGGGGCGGGGGGACCCUGCUUGCUGCUGCUGCCGCUGCUUCGCCCUCACCCCGCAGCCCCGGGGGGGUUUUUGGGGGAAUUGUGCCUCUUGGGGUGGGAUUUUUCCCUCGCUGGGGAGGGAGUUUUGCCUGUGGAAUGUGGGACGGGAGCGGGGAGUCCCCCGUGGCUCUGGGUUUGGGGCCGUGUCCCCGGCCGUGUCCUCGUGUUGCUGCCAGCGCCUCUUUUUCGGGGUUUUUUUCCCAUUUUUCUCGGGUUUUCCCUGUUUUCCUUGGUUUGUUUUUCCCYGUWUUUCUCUGUUUGUU
Messenger RNA from Malurus melanocephalus (red-backed fairy wren), 883 nucleotides. RefSeq names its product adipose secreted signaling protein (gene ADISSP). The annotation marks the transcript as partial. The transcript has 3 exons. Lineage: Eukaryota; Metazoa; Chordata; Aves; Passeriformes; Maluridae. The record is from RefSeq and is a predicted model, not a curated record.